CAUUUAGUCAGCUUGCGGUAGUGCGGGUGUAUGCGUAAAAAAAUCCCCGGUUGUAUUUACAGUUCAGUGUUUGUUGGUGUUUUUCCGAAAAAUUAGCGUUACUAGUGUGACAGUUCCGUAGUGAUCCCUUUAGGUCCCUUCGGAUCCAGGCACUCGCGGCCAUGCUUCUAGGAUCCUUCUGCUUCGUGCUGUUCGCGCUAGGUGUCAGUGCCGACGAUGACACAACGGCCGGUCCAGUUUUCCUCAAGGAACCCCCCAAUCGCGUCGACUUCUCCAACACCACCGGCGCCGUAGUCGAAUGCAGUGCCCGCGGGAAUCCCCCGCCCGAUAUUAUUUGGGUGCGCGCAGACGGAUCAGCUGUAGGCGAUGUUCCUGGUCUUCGACAAGUCUUGGCCAAUGGUAAUCUGGUAUUUCCUCCGUUUAGAGCGGAGGAUUACAGACAGGAAGUCCACGCUCAGGUGUACGCUUGUCUCGCUAAGAACACCGAAGGAUCUAUUCAUUCGAGAGAUGUCAACGUGAGAGCAGUGGUGAACCAAUACUACGAAGCCCAGGUAUACGACGUGUUUGUUAUAAAAGGUAACACGGCUGUUUUCAAGUGUCAAAUACCUUCAUUCGUAUCGGACCACGUGGAAAUAACUUCUUGGCAAGAUACGGCCAAUAACAGCUAUUUACCACCAACUAAUGAUUAUGACAGCAAAUACUUGGUUCUUCCAUCUGGAGAAUUGCACAUUAAGGACGUCGGACCUGAAGAUGGAUACAAAUCGUAUCAGUGUAGGACGAAACACAGAUUGACCGGAGAAACAAGACUCAGUGCUACCAAAGGACGACUUGUCAUAACUGAACCAAUAACUGGAGUAGCUCCGAAAGUUAAAGAUAUGGAUGUAGCAAGUUUAAAGAAAGAACUUCCUUUAAAAUCCUUAGUACCAUUGGCAUGUAAUGCGCAAGGAUAUCCUUCGCCUUCAUUCAGGUGGUACAAGUUUACAGAAGGAACUAAUCGUAAGCAGGCCGUAGUGUUGAAUGACAGAGUGAAGCAGGUAGCAGGAACACUCAUCAUCCGUGAAGCCAAAGUUGAAGAUUCUGGUAAAUACCUGUGCGUCGUCAAUAACUCCGUUGGUGGUGAAAGUGUAGAGACAGUUUUGACAGUAACCGCUCCUUUGAAGGCUAAAGUUGAUCCACCUGUACAGACAAUUGAUUUUGGCAGGCCUGCUGUUUUCACUUGCAAAUUUGAAGGAAACCCGAUCAAGACAAUCAGCUGGCUAAAAGACGGCAACCCGAUAGACCACAGCGAUCCCGUCCUCAAAAUCGAAGCAGUCCGCAAAGAAGACAAAGGAAUGUACCAGUGCUUUAUCAGGAACGAUCAAGAGAACGCAGAAGCAACGGCAGAACUAAAACUAGGAGGUAGAUUCGAACCGCCUCAGAUCAGGCACGCUUUCAACGAAGAAACAGUCCAACCGGGCAAUUCCGUCUUCAUGAAAUGCAUAGCGUCUGGGAAUCCCACGCCAGAAAUCACCUGGGAGUUGUACGGAAGAAGAUUAGCGAACAGUGAUGUGUACCAAAUCGGGCAGUAUGUUACUGUGAACGGUGAUGUUGUGUCUCAUUUAAAUAUAAGUGCGAUUCAUACCAACGACGGCGGGUUAUAUAGGUGCGUUGCUAGCAGCAAAGUUGGUUCGGCAGAUCAUUCAGCAAGGAUAAAUGUGUAUGGGCUACCAUUCGUGAGGUCUAUGGAAAAGCAGGCUAUUGUUGCUGGAGGUACUCUAAUUGUACACUGUCCAUUCGCUGGGCAUCCUGUAGAGGCUGUCGUUUGGGAACGAGAUGGAAGACUGCUGCCCAUUAACAGAAAACAGAAGGUGUUUCCGAAUGGUACUUUGAUCAUAGAAAAUGUUGAAAGAGCAUCAGACCAAGCCACUUACGUAUGCGUAGCGAAAAAUUCUCAGGGUUAUAGCGCUAGAGGAUCAUUAGAAGUCCAAGUUAUGGUUUUACCCCAUAUUACACCUUUCGAUUUUGAAGAAGAAGCCAACACAGGAGACAGCGUCCAACUCACUUGUUACGUCAGCAAAGGCGAUUUACCUUUAAAUAUAACGUGGCUUCUUAACGGAGAAGAAAUAAAAAGUCACUUGGGAGUAAAUACCAUUUUUAUCGGGAGUAAAACUAAUUUGUUGACCAUUAAUGCAGCCCAACCUGACCAUGCCGGGAAUUAUACCUGCAAAGCUUCUAAUAAGGGCGGAGAUGCUACUCAUACUGCUGAGUUGUUCAUUAAUGUUCCACCAAGAUGGAUUUUGGAACCGACUGAUAAAGCAUUUGCUCAAGGUUCUGAUGCUGUUGUUGAAUGUAAAGCUGAUGGAUUUCCCAAGCCCAUAGUUACAUGGAAAAGGGCUACUGGUGUAUCCCCUGGAGAUUAUAAAGACUUUAAACCUAAUAACCCUGAUAUAAAAGUCGAAGAUGGAACUUUAACUAUAAAUAACAUUCAAAAAACUAAUGAAGGCUAUUACCUUUGCGAAGCUGUCAAUGGAAUUGGCUCAGGAUUGUCAGCUGUUAUCCUAAUCAGCGUACAAGCUCCACCGCAAUUUGACGUUAAAUAUCGCAACCAAACUUCGAGAAGAGGUGACCCCGCGGUACUCCAAUGCGAAGCAAAAGGCGAAAAACCAAUAGGCAUUAUAUGGAACAUCAACAACAAAAGACUUGAACCCAAAGGCGAUAACAGAUACACCAUCAGAGAACAAAUAUUGCCAAACGGUGUUUUAUCAGAUUUGAGCAUCAAACGCACAGAAAGAGGGGAUUCAGCCAUAUUUACAUGUGUAGCUACAAAUGCAUUCGGUAGUGAUGAUACUAAUAUUAAUAUGAUUAUACAAGAGGUUCCUGAAGUACCAUACGGGCUGAAGGUUUUGGAUAAAUCUGGUAAAACUGUUCAACUAUCUUGGGUGUCGCCUUAUGAUGGAAAUUCUCCUAUUAAGAAAUUCCUAAUCGAAUACAAACCAAGCAAGGGAAGUUGGGACAAAAAUUCCGAACGGGUGCUUAUUCCUGGCGACCAAACAGAAGCGGGAAUCUUUACGUUACGCCCAGCUACUACAUACCACAUUAGAAUUAUAGCAGAAAACGAUAUUGGAUCCAGCGAUCCUUCAGAUACUGUUACCAUAAUUACCGCUGAAGAAGUUCCAAGCGGGCCACCUACUAAUAUUAAAGUUGAAGCCGAAGAUCAACAUUCUAUAAUUGUUUACUGGAAACCCCCAUUGAGGGACCAUUGGAACGGAGACAUACAGGGUUAUUACAUUGGUUAUAAACUAGCAAAUACCGAUAAGCCUUACUUAUUCGAGACUGUUGAAAUUCAAAGAGAAGAUGAGGCUAAGGAACACAACUUAAAGAUUACUAACCUGAAAACCUACACUCAAUAUUCUGUGAUAUUACAAGCAUUUAAUAAAGUUGGAGCUGGUCCAACAUCUGAAGAAAUCAAAGCCAACACUGCAGAAGGAGUUCCAGAACAACCACCAGAAAAAGCAACUUGUACUACACUCACUGCUCAAACUAUCAGGGUUUCUUGGGUAUCGCCACCUUUGACAUCCGCCAACGGUGUUAUCAAGGGCUACAAAGUUAUAUACGGACCUUCAGAUUCUUGGUUUGACGAAAAAACCAAAGACACAAAAAUAACUGCUUCAAGUGAAACUAUACUGCAUGGUUUAAAGAAAUACACAAAUUACAGCAUGGAAGUGUUGGCCUACACCUCAGGAGGAGAUGGAGUAAGAACGACGCCAAUUCAUUGUCAAACCGAACAAGAUGCACCAGAAGCACCAACUGCUGUCAAAGCUUUAGUUAUGUCAGCCGAUUCAAUUUUAGUGAGUUGGAAACCACCAAUCGAACCAAAUGGCAUUAUCGAAUAUUACAUGGUAUAUUACAAAGAGACUGGUAAUAAUGAUGACAAACCCAAAUCGCAGAAGAUCGUUCCCAACUUGCGAAACCAAAACUUAAGUUACCAAGCUAAAAAUUUAGAUAGCAAUCUUAAAUACGAAUUUUGGGUGACAGCCGCAACAACCAUUGGAGAAGGUCAGGCUUCAAAGAAAGUUACAGUGUCGCCUAGCACAAGUGUUCCCGCCAAGAUAGCAUCAUUUGACGACACAUUUACCACCACCUAUAAAGAAGAUGUAACAUUACCAUGUUUGGCAGUGGGUGUACCAACACCAGUAAUCACGUGGACCAUUAAAGGAGUGAAAUUUUCGGCUAAUACUAAUGAUAGAGUACGUCAACAUCCUGAUGGAUCAUUAUUUAUUAGAGACAUCACUCGUACUGAUGCUGGAGAGUAUUCAUGCAAGGUCGAAAAUGAUUAUGGUCAAGAUUUCGUUACUCAUCACCUUAUAGUCAACGCACCACCAAACGCUCCGAUAGUUCAAUUGACUGCAACCACUACAAACUCUUUGACAAUCAAACUCAAACCUCACGAAACUGAUGGAGAACCAAUUCACGGUUACACCAUUCACUAUAAACCUGAAUUUGGAGAUUGGGAGACGAUACAAGUUGGACCGCAUGUGGAUAAACAUACCAUUGAGAAGUUGUUGUGUGGUACAAGGUACCAAUUGUACGUUACCGCGUAUAAUAGCAUUGGAACAGGAGACCAAUCGGACAAUUUGAAUCCCAAAACUAAAGGAGAGAAACCUAUCAUUCCCAGUGCUGAUAAGUUCAUAGAAGUAUCUUCCAACAGUAUUACAUUGCAUUUAAACGCAUGGUCGGAUGGAGGUUGUCCAAUGUUGUAUUUCGUCAUAGAACAGAAGAAAAAGACAAGCACAGAAUGGAUCCAGGUAUCUAAUCAUGUGAAGCCAGGCGGUAAUUUUGUACUUCUCGAUUUAGACCCAGCUCAGUGGUACCAUUUGAGGGUGACGGCUCAUAAUAAUGCUGGAUUUAAUGUGGCUGAAUAUGAGUUUGCUACACUUACUGUUACAGGAGGUACUAUUGCCCCGGCUCGUGAAAUUCCCAAAGAGGACACCAUACAAAUAAUCCUUGCGAACCUUAACCUUGUAGUUCCCGUAGUGGCUGCCGUCUUGGUCAUAAUCGUAGCCAUAAUUGUGAUCUGUGUGUUGCGUGGAAAAGGAAACUAUAAUAAAGAUGACGUCGUUUACAAUCAAUCCUGUAACGCCACCAAUACGUUGGACAAACGUCGCCCAGACCUCAGGGACGAAUUAGGAUACAUAGCACCGCCAAAUAGGAAACUGCCACCAGUACCAGGCUCAAAUUACAACACGUGCGAUCGUAUUAAAAGAGGAGCACAUUAUCGUUCUCACUCGACAUGGGACCCAAGACGUCAUUUGUACGAAGAACUGAGAAGCAGGAGGGGCUCUAAUGAGACUGUCCAUACUCAUAGAGGCAUGGACGAUGAAAUUUGUCCGUACGCAACAUUCCAUCUACUAGGAUUUAGAGAAGAAAUGGACCCAUCGAAAGCUCUGCAGUUCCAAACCUUCCCACAUCCCCAUUCAGGAACAAUAGGGCCAUCUGGAAUGACCACGCCACAUGGGCUACACUCAAGAAACGGUUCUCAAUCGAUGCCGCGCCAAAACAGGAACAGAUAUGACAGAGUUGGUUCUCAAGGAAACGGCAGCAUUUACUCUCCCGGUCCCGAAUACGACGACCCGGCAAACUGUGCUCCGGAAGACGAACAAUACGGAUCCCAAUAUGGCGGCUACGGUGCCCCGUAUGAUCAGUACGGUAGCCGGGGUUCUAUCGGUCGUCGCUCAUUGGGUUCCUUGAGAAUCCCGCCAAACAACGGCAGCCCCGAACCACCACCGCCUCCACCAAGGAACCAUGAUCCCUCUUUCAACGAUUCGAAAGACAGCAACGAAAUUUCGGAGGCUGAAUGCGACAGGGAUCAAUUGAUAAACAAUCGAACCUACGGUGUAAUGAGAGGUAGCUCUAAGGAUGGCAUGACCCAUGAAGAAAUGCGCAAACUGAUUGAGAGAAACGAAACAGGGCAAGCCUGCACAACAACAAACGGGGGACUCUCAGCCUACGAUACUGUGGCAGUGUAACCUGUAAAGGAAGAAAAGUCUCGACCAAUUCUUUUCCGAAGAUCACAUUAGAAUUAUUUCUCGCCAUUAAUGGAAACCAAAAUAUUAAUUUAUUUUACGCCUUCGGCUAACGAAGUUGUAACGAUUCGACGUUUUGUCAGCAUUGAAUACUCACUUUAUAAAAAAAUUCGAGACUGAUUGUUUACAUUGAUCUUUUUCAUUAAAUUAGCACAAAAAAGUAAUUUUUUUAGUAAUAAUAAUAAUACCUAGUUAUGACACGUAUUGUGAGUAUUUACUGUAUACCUUUUUGUUUUCGAUUAAUUUUUUUGUACCAAAUCUUUACUAUUAAGUUUCAUUUAGGGCCUGAUGAGCCGCAUAUAUACGAAAACGUACACAUUCUGCCAAUAUUUUGGUAUUUUCGAAAGAAUCUCGGUCUUUUUGUACAGUGGCUCAAUGUGUCAUGUGAUAUUUUGUGGUUUGUGAAUGGUUAUUGGGUUACAAAUGGGUGAAAGUUCGAUUUUUUUCCAGUCUACAGUUGGUGCCAAAAUUGGAAAUAGCGAAUAAUCACGAAAUCAAUCAUCAUACUGUAGAUAUUUUUUUUUCUAAAAACAUAGUUUAGCUUAUUAAUUCGAUUAUGCGUACGUUAGGUUGUUUUUUUCUGUUUUUUGAAUAGUUUGUAGUUAAGUUGGCGAUAUUAUUUAGUUAUUUUUUCAUUGUAAAAGUGUUUGAAGGUUGUGCGUCGCCAUCUUGUAAUUAUACAAAUGCUGUGGCAAAAAUUUAUAUAGAGCUGUAAGAUGGGGGUGAUUUGGCAGUUGCUGUUCCAGUCCAUAUAGCUAUUUUUGUCGGUUUCGCUUUUAUUUGUAGUAUAAUUAUUUGGCACCUGUCCUUUUUAUGAUACAAUUUGAUCAAACAAGAUCGAAUACUUUUUUAAAAACUUAGUCACAAAAUAUAAACGGCAGCGACAUAAUAAUCUUUAUACAAUGUAAGUAUAUGAUGUGUAGAUAUGCAGCAUUGUUAAAAAAUAGAUGAAAUAAACGUACAAACUAUCAAUUUGUAAAAAGCUUUCACUGGAAAGACAGUAAGAUAAUUGUAGAACAAUUUUAUACAACUUAAUUGCUGCGUUUGAAAAGUACCUCGUUUUGCUUUUUUUACUCGAUACCGCCCUUUUUGCUCCAUUAAUAUGGUUUGCUCUAUGUCACGUGACCAAAAAAUCUACUCGCUCUGCUCGAUGAAGUACAUUUCAAACGUAGCAAAUGUUGUGCAAGAUAUCGAAUAACAAUCGUAAAAAAGAUUCAAUGUGAUAAAUAUAUAAAUAAAAUUUUUAUUUGGAAUAGAAUCCUAUCAUUUUCAAUUUAGCAUUCUCUUGUUAAAUAAAAAGUCCCCACUUUUAGGCUUCCAACUAAAGUCAUAGAUAAAUUAAUUUCAUUUUUUUCAAUCUUUUGAUGUACAAUCUUUUUGCUUCCGUCUCAGAAUUUGAUACAGUGCAGGGUGUCAUUUCAAAUCGACUAUAUCAUUAUUAUUAUUAGCGUUAUUAUAAAGAAGACGGUGCCAAACGGGUACACUAUAGUUUUUAAGCUGUCAAAUACCACUCAUCUAUAUUUUUUUCUUAGAUAAAAAUAUGUAUAAUGUUAAAUUACUUGAUUUGCGAAAUUUAUGAAUAUAUCAAUGUCUUUAAAUUUAUUGCAUGUGAAACUAAUUGUAGCUGUUCGAUAUAGUUACUCAAGAGUUAAAAUUAAGAAGACAUAGAAGGCAAGAUCAUUUAAAAAAUAUAAAUAUUCAUAAUAUUAUCAAUCCGGCAUUAUUAUAUUGAUAUUCAAAAGAAAGCUUUUCUGCAGUAAAAGUAAGGUAUCAGUAGAUUUAGUCGUAUUCUAAACGAGAUUACUGUUCUCUUGGCAUUUUAGACUCGAUUUUUGUUUUUGCAGUAAUCCUAGUGGAAGUGGCCGGUUAAUUUAAAUUGAAUUUUCUAUUUACAAUAGUCAAAAAAUGGGCACUUUAAAUGUUACUACAAAUGAGUUAAUAAAUAAAUAGUUAAGUGACUCACUAUUUUUCACUAAAAGAAGUCUAAGGUCAUAAUUUUCUGUUACAGUUAACUUGAGGAUGACCAUGUUCUAACUGUCAGACAGUAAACAGCAACUAUUUUCGUCUGUUAAGGACAUUAACAUUUCGCGACUGAAGAUUCAAGUUGGCCCAUUUAUCAUCUACUUUCUAUUAUAAAGUUUGUUUUUGAGCUGUUCAAUAUAUAAUUAGAUGAUGUUCAAAUUAAAUUACUCACUUUUCUAAUAUUUCCAGUGUUGUAAAACAACGGUAUUAAUGUUAAAGAUUGAUGAUUCAAGAGUAGAAAAAAAUAUCAGUUUAAUAAGUCAUUCAUCUUGAAUUCAAAUUUAUUAUAAUUUUUAAGGUAAAAUGUUGUGACAUCUCGACUGUAGAAGUACGUUACAAUAAAUAUUACUGUAAUCGCAAGAACAUGAAACAUGAGUUGAAAUUAUUUGGUAAAGUUUAGUUUUUAACCGGUCACACUGCUACUAAUUCAUAAUAGCUUAAUUUUAUGAAAUGUACAGUGCCUACAACAAUACAUUUAUCGCACGUGACUAAAUUGAUAUCAUCAGUUGGCUAAAAAUAACAUUAUAUAAUAAUUUCAGUAGUAACCCUAAAACAAUGUUACUAACAUUUGACAGAACUGAUAGUAAGUUCACUAAGAAAAGCCAUUUUCAUUAAAUUCUUGUUUCAUCGGAUCACGUGGGGUACACAAGUGUUGUUGAAGACUCGUUAUAUUUAAUUGGUCGUACCUAUAUAACCUCGAUAUAAUUUAUAUAAACAGUUGUUUUUAGUAAUCAACAUUCAAGUUCCUAAAUAGUUUGCAAAUUUUAGCUGACAUAGAUCUGCUGUAUAAUUAUUUGUCAUUUUUUUGUUUAUUAUUCACUAGUCAACCAAUCAAUUAGUUAACUAACUUGCUGUUUUAAGAAAAGUGGCAAAUAAAUAUUUUCUUUUUGUGAUAAUGGUUUGAAAUGCCGUUUAAUAAGUGUAUUGUAAGUGUGCUAUAUAUCCAUUAGAUUAAGAUAAAAAUAUUAAGGAUGUAAAAUUAGAUUAAGGCUCUUUUCAAAUACUUUCUAUUUUGAAAAUAAUUUGUUUUUCUUGUGACUCAGAUUUAUUUGAUUGUUAAUUGGGAUACUUUUUGUAUCUAAAAAUGGAUUUAUACAAUUGAAAUAUUGCUAUAUCUCCCAAAUCUUUGGUUUGUGUCACCAAGAAUUUGUGAGAGCAAUACAUUUCAAUUAAUACGUGACCACCCUGUAUAUCAAACUCCCUAGUAUCAUCCAUUGUCAUUGUGUGUAGGAAAAUAAUAUCGCUGAUCAAUAUACUUCCUUGUCUCACUCCUACAUUUUAAAAAUGAUUAAUUUUUUUGAAGACAUGUGAUGAUCUUGUUGAUAUUUAUUUAUAUAUUUUUUAAACUAUCUUUAUUUGAAAAGAGUCAAAAUUUAAUGAACACAUCCUUCCUUACCAUUUAAAUAACUUGUAGUAAUACUCCAAUGAUCUAUUGAUUUCGAUAAUAAUGAUAAUCUUAUAUACUAAUCCUUUUGUAUACAAUUUUUCCGAUUUAAAUUUUAUAUUUACUAUUAAUUAAUUUCUUUUGGAUUGUAGCGUUGAGAAGAUUUCGAGUGUGUUUUAUACAAGAUUGCCAUUUUGACACUCUUAAUUUCUAAAUGCUUGUAUACCAAAGUUUUGGUUAAAUAUACAUAAAUA
Messenger RNA from Psylliodes chrysocephalus, 9722 nucleotides. The record is from the annotation of a GenBank genome assembly. Lineage: Eukaryota; Metazoa; Arthropoda; Insecta; Coleoptera; Chrysomelidae.